Molecule: messenger RNA, 1557 nt
Organism: Penicillium mononematosum
Lineage: Eukaryota; Fungi; Ascomycota; Eurotiomycetes; Eurotiales; Aspergillaceae
Product: sugar porter family MFS transporter
Exons: 2
Coding region: 1-1557 (518 amino acids)
Biological process (GO): transmembrane transport; carbohydrate transport
Cellular component (GO): membrane
Molecular function (GO): carbohydrate:proton symporter activity
Source: RefSeq, a predicted model, not a curated record
AUGCGCUCGGCCAUUCCACCGAUGCGUACGGCCCUAAUGGGGUGCGAGGUCUUUUUUUCAUCCGGCUACGUGGUUGGGGCGGCCUUAUUGGCCUCGCUGGGUGGUUUCUCGUUUGGAUAUGACCAAGGUGUCAUCUCCAUCAUCAAUGUGAUGGACCAGUUCCAUGCAGUCUUCCCCGAGACUAAGACUUCAUUUGGCACGGGGUUCAUGACUGGAAUGCUGUUGCUUGGGUCGUUUGUUGGUUGUCUGUUCAUGCCUUACCUUGCAGACAAGGUCUCCAGGAAGUGGGCAUUGACUGUUGUUGUGGUUUUCUUUGACAUUGGUGCAAUCAUUCAGACAGCUGCCCCAAACUAUGGAAGUCUAGUUGCUGGGAGAGCGAUUGGUGGUAUUGGCGUGGGUACUUUGGCUAUGACAGCACCUCUCUACAUCUCGGAAAUUGCACCACCGAACCUUCGUGGGACAUUGCUAGUUCUGGAGUCCGUUUCUCUCGUCUCCGGGGUUGUGAUCGCAUAUUGGAUCACCUUCGGAACCCGACUCCUACAAGGCUCUAUCUCUUUCCGACUUCCCCUCGGCCUACAGAUGGUAUGUGCUACGGCACUAGGCAUCUGUAUACACUUCUUCCCGUAUUCUCCGCGGUGGCUUGCACUCGUGGGCCGUUCCGAAGAAUGUCUGGCCAGCUUGGCCAGGCUCCGAAACCUCCCGGCUACAGAUGAGCGCGUGCAAGCCGAAUACCGUGGCAUCCUCGCGGAGGUCGUCUUUCAGCGCCUUGUGGAAGAACACUCCCAUCCUGGGGUUAAGGGCUGGAAGCUGGAAGUGCACAGUUGGCUAGAUUUGUUAAAGAAGAAGAAUUGGCGCCGGACGGUUGUCGCAGUCGGUGUAUCCUUUUUCCAACAGUUCUCCGGCGUCAACGCGUUCAUUUACUACGCGCCUACUCUGUUCCGAUCACUCGGCCAAUCAGAUGAGAUGUCGUUGAUACUAUCUGGCGUCUUCAAUAUCCUGCAGCUUGUUGGGGUCUUUAUUUGCGUUGCAACAAUUGACCGAGUGGGACGUCGCCCUCUUGCCAUUUUUGGUGGGUUUGGCUGCGCCCUCUGCUACAUGAUCAUCUCGAUCUUAAGCGGGUUAUUUUCCAGUGAUUGGAUGGCUCAUUCUGCAGCUGGCUGGGCCUGUGUUGCCUUCGCCUUCUUAUUCAUUCUAGUCUUUGGUGUUUCCUACUCACCUUUGGGGUGGGCACUUCCUUCGGAGGUUUUCACCACAGCGUCUAGAUCCAAGGGCGUCGCUUUGGCCACCUGUGUCAACUGGCUCUCCAAUUUCGUCAUUGGAGUAGCUACACCCCCGAUGAUGGAAACCCAGGGCUAUCGAACCUAUAUCUUCUUCGCGGUGAUGUGCUUUUCGGCUGGGGUCUGGGCACUGCUAUUGGUUCCUGAGACUAAAGGCAAAACACUAGAGGAAAUGGACGAGGAGUUUGGGGAUGUGCAGGGUCUUGCUGAGAGAGAGCUUAUGAGAUCCGCUGUUGAAACGGUGAGGCGGGGUAUUAUAACCGAAGAGCUGAGAGCCUAG